Messenger RNA from Closterium sp. Naga37s-1, 804 nucleotides. The record is from the annotation of a GenBank genome assembly. NCBI's taxonomy places the organism in Eukaryota, Viridiplantae, Streptophyta, Zygnematophyceae, Desmidiales, Closteriaceae.
AUGCUCUCCGGGUUUUCGGGGCAGGUUUCUCGACUGGAAGGGUCAGAAGAGUCGCUCAAAGGAUCAAAUCCUGGUGAAGGAGAUGACGGUGGGGGAGGGGGCCUACAGAAAGGCGGGUUGCAGAGAGGGGGGUUGCAGCCGGCUGGCGGGCUGGGAGGAGAGCGAUUGCUCUUUAAAGCCCCGGCCGAGCGAAAAUCUGUUUUGGGUCUGGACGCGCUCGCCCGAGCCAAGCGAGCAGCCGCGGGAAUCCCUGAGAAGCCGCCGGUUACUGUAGCAGCGGCCAGAUUCGCGGAAGAGGGGGAAGAUGAAGGGGAAAAGUUGACGGUUGAGGGGAAGGAAGGGGGAGGCGGGAAGUGGGUAGCGGACGUAGACGAUGGGGGAGGGGGGAGAGGGGAUGGAGAGGGAGUGGGAGGAGGGAGUGUGGGGGAGAAGAGCGGUGGAGGAGGGAGCAAGGAGAGGCGGCGGUAUCGUUCUGCGCGGAGUGAUGAUACGCCCACACACGUGUCAACGAUUACAGAACUAUCAGGCGCGUCGCCCCGGGUGCAGGAGUCACCUCGUCGGGCCUCCUCACAUGCGGACAGAGACACGCGAGGGGACACAGGUGCUGGGACAUCCGAGGCUGACGAGGCAAGCCGAGGCGCUAAACGAACGCGAGUGGAGCCUGCUGACAUGGCAAAUGGUGCUGCUGACAGGGCAGGCUCUGCUAGUUUAGUGACUAAUGGAGGAGGUGAGUGGCGUCAGUCCGGGAAGGAGGUUGUUUUGUCCAGAAUGGUGGUGAACCUCACUGACUUGUCAAGUGCUUGA